This is a messenger RNA of Manacus vitellinus (golden-collared manakin), 1971 nucleotides long. RefSeq names its product ataxin 10 (gene ATXN10). The record is from RefSeq and is a predicted model, not a curated record. Gene Ontology annotation, cellular component: cytosol. Gene Ontology annotation, biological process: neuron projection development. The coding region runs from base 1 to 1479 and encodes 492 amino acids. The transcript has 11 exons. NCBI's taxonomy places the organism in Eukaryota, Metazoa, Chordata, Aves, Passeriformes, Pipridae.
AUGGAGGAAACAUUUCUGUGUGUUUGGGACGCCCGGGGGCUCCUCUGCCAGAAACACGUGUCCCGGGGUGCGUUCCCCACGGGGACGCGGUGCCCCAGCCACGGAGCAGUGUUCUGGCAUGUCAGGGAGCGGCAGGAGCUGCACCACUUCCUGCGAGUUGGAAGAGAAGUGGCAGAAGAAAGUGUAUUUCGAGACCUCCUGGAAAUCCUGACCAGUGCCUCCUGUGCCAUUGAGCAGAGCUGCAGGGACUCCUGUGGGCUGGCAGAGGUGGACACCUGCCUGCUGCUCGUGGCUGAGUGCUUCAGGUGCCUGAGGAAUGCCUGUGUGCAGUGUGCCAGGAACCAGCACCUCCUGAGGAACUUGGGUCUCAUCUCCACAUCUGUCCAUUUGAUCAAAUUACUUCAUGGAAUGCAAGUCAAAGAAGAAUUGUUAUUGCCUGCUCUUCGUUGUAGUCUCCAGUUUCUUGGAAACAUUGCAGCAGGAAAUGGAGAUUCCCAGAAUAGCCUUUGGAAGUGUGCUUUCCCAGAUCUCUUCUUGACGUGCCUGCCGUACAGCGACAGGAGGGUGGUUGCCUAUUGCUGCAUGGUCCUGUUCACCUGCCUGGACCCGGGGAAGGUGGGAGAGCUGCUGCACCCCAGGAACUUGGCCGUGGCUCUGCAUGUGCUGAGAGUCUACAGGGAGCAGCUGGAGUCCGAGUGGUCGUUGCUGAUUGUUACAGACCAUUUGCUGCAGUGUCCCGAGCUGGUAAAAGCCCUCUACGCCAAACUGAGCAAUCAAGAAAGAGUUACUUUGUUGGAGCUGAUGCUGGUGAAGGUGAGUGAGAAGAGCUCUGUUGGCAGUGAGGAGCUGGAGGUGCUGGAGAGCCACGCCACCUUCCUGGCAGGCUGUUUCCAGGAGCAGUGUGGAGCCGUGCUCAGGUUCGCUGCUGCUCCACAGGCACAGGAUCAGGAAGCGCUGGUGACAGUCCGGCUCCUCGAUGUCCUUUGUGAGCUGACCUCCAGCAGUGGGCAGCUGGACCGGCUGCAGGCUCUGCCUGGGCUGCUGGAAGCAGCUGUGGAUACCCUGAGAUUAACUCACCUUGCUGGGAAACAAGCUGUGAAUGUUUUCACUGCCACACAUGCUGUGACAGGGCAGGAAGAAGUUUCACAUCCAGCCGUGGGUUUUAAAUCUCAUCUCAUUCGAUUGAUUGGAAAUUUGUGUUACAAAAAUAAGGAAAACCAAGACAAGGUGUAUGAGUUGGAUGGCAUCCCCUUGAUUCUGGACAACUGCAGCAUUGAUGACAACAAUCCCUUUGUGAACCAGUGGGCAGUGUUUGCCAUCCGGAAUGUGACGGAGCAGAACGAGCGGAACCAGGAGCUGAUCGCGGGGCUGGAGGAGCAGGGGCUGGCAGAGGGCUCUGCCCUGGGCAGCAUGGGCUUGGAGAUGGACAAACGGGAGGGCAGGCUGAUCCUCAGGUCUGCCAGGAAAAAGCCCUCCUGAGCUGAGGAGUAUUUCUCUUACAAAAUAGUCUUCCCUGCUCAGCCAGUCAAGAUCUCCUCCUUUUCAGUCCCGGUCUGCUGGAAGUGUUACACUCAGGGUCAGAAAAGCUGCCAGAUGAUGCUUCUGCCUCAUAAACAGAAGCACACCUUGUGUUUCCUGAACACUUGGGUAAAUCAGCCUGUGGAACAAAGUCCUCCUUGUCAGUGGGUUGGGAUUCUUGUUUCCUUGGUAGAAGGGUGUCAUAGAUGCAGUAUUGAGUUGUUACAAUUUCCUUUGCUGAACCUGGGGAUAACUGUUGUUAAAAAACUCUCCAAAGAAAGAGCUGCUUUGAAGGCUCCCCUCCAGUAAAAGAUCUGUGCUGAGUCAGGGCUAAACAAUCAAAGUUUUCAGUCAUGGGACUCAAAUAUCUCUAUUUAUCUAAGGAUCGACGGGAUGUUGGAUGUACAUAAAUAUUUAGUGAAUUAAACACAACAUGCCUUCUGUGUAUUUAAA